Molecule: messenger RNA, 2482 nt
Organism: Branchiostoma floridae (Florida lancelet)
Lineage: Eukaryota; Metazoa; Chordata; Leptocardii; Amphioxiformes; Branchiostomatidae
Product: kelch repeat and BTB domain-containing protein 8-like
Exons: 5
Coding region: 38-1867 (609 amino acids)
Molecular function (GO): protein binding
Source: RefSeq, a predicted model, not a curated record
AGUGGACUAAGCCAUUGUUGACUAAAGAUUGUCCAAGAUGGCUGCCGUCGACCCAGAAAACGCCACCGCGAGCGUCCCAUCACUGAAAAGCCUCGAUGAGAGCUACACUGGACGCUUUCUCGCCAGUGUACACAGCCUGUGGAAGAGUGAAAGCCUUGCUGAUGUGUAUUUGGAGGUGGAAGGGCGCUCGUUUGCCUGCCAUCGCCUGGUUCUAGUGGCAUGCUCGCCUUACUUCGCAAGCAUGUUUACAGGAGGCUUUAGUGAGGCCAAGCAGCAGACAGUAUCCCUUCAGGAGAUCGAUGCCAGCUGUAUGGAGGAGAUACUAAACUAUGCCUAUAGUGGCACAGUGCAGGUCAACAGGACCAAUGCCAGGGAGUUGUACCUGGCCUCGGACCUACUACAGGUGGAGCAUGUGCGCAGCACCUGUCUACAGUUCAUGAUGAACCAGGUGGACAGCAGCACCUGUAUGAUAUCCUACCAGUUUGCUCAGGCCUAUGGCAUCACUGAGCUUCUCAAGGCAGCAAAAGCUUUCAUAUGCAGCAAGUUCGCCCAGCUGUCCCAGACAGAAGAGUUUUUGGAACUCCCUUUAUCAGAACUGAAGGACAUCCUGUCCUGUGAUGACCUUGACAUUGAAGAUGAACUUGCAGUUCUGCAGACCGUGGAAAGAUGGAUCAAACACAACACUGAGGAGAGGACGGCCUAUUUGGAAGAGGCUGCUAGUCUUGUACGUUUCAAUCUCAUUCAACCUUCCAAGGUUCCAGAUCUCUUCGCUCACAUGCCAGCAGUAAAAGAGAUCAGGGAGACAGGCCUAUGCAUGAGGGGGUCAAGUCAGGGUAGGCUUGGUAUGGAUGCCAAAGAGAUGUAUGUGUUUUUUGGUGGUGCCGACCCGAUUGAUCCGUAUAAAGGCCCCAGAAGAGGACCGAUGGCCAUAGGGGCGUAUGACCCAGAGACAAGGAUUAUGUACCAGCUGACAAACCCGGGUACCGAGUGUCCUUCAGCCAUCAUUGUCGACAUUGAGCAAAGCAUCCUGUAUGUCGUGUACAUGUCUCACCUCCAGCGACGGUUUGUAAUGUUCGAUUCUGUCAACAACCGUUGGAUUGAGAAGGCCCCUCCCCUUUACGAACACAAAGUCCCCUGUGAUUUAGCGCACGUCAGCAGCAAGAUCUAUCUAAUCGGAGACACAAACGAUAACGAAAACAAAAUGGAGUGUUUCGAUCCAACGUUAAACCAGUGGACUGCUGUCAGACCCUUCCCAGAAUACCUCGGUGGCUACUUUUUCACUGCUAGUAUCGGUCAGUACAUAUAUGUGGUCAGCUCAAAGUACUUUUACCGCUACAACGUGAGCACCGAUCACUGGUUCAAGUUGACGAAGAUCACUACUCGUAUGUACAUCAAUGACGCCUGGGCGCACGGAGGGAAGCUGUACUGUGUUAAUGAGGGUAUGACACGUAUGUGUGUGUACAGCCCAGAGACAGGCGGGUGGAGCCAGCAGGACAUGCUGGAGCUGCCAGAGGCUGCGUCUGGACAGCUGGUCAGCUAUCAGGGCAAACUGCGUGCAGUCAUUGUCCCGAGGAAUACGGACCGUACCAUUGAUCGUAUCCAGAUCCACACCCUGUGUGAGGGGCCCGGGGAGGCUACAUACUGGGACCACGAGGCUUACUGUCUGCCACCGGUGUGCUUUGAGUACCAAAGAUUCCUGUGCCUUAACGCUCGACUCUUCCCAUCACGCCUGAGUCCGGGACACGAGAUGAUGCGUACGGAGAGUGAUGUUGAUGAGAACAGUGCCCACAGUUUCCCCGAUACCUCAGAAUCCGAGUCCGACGACUGGGAUGAUCAUCAGUAUUAUGAAAUCGGAGAUCUUUUCUAGAUUUACUGUUCUGAUCAAAACAUAUGUUGUUUUCACUUGUUUAUUGUAUAAAAGUUUAUUGUUUUUUUGCUUGGAAUUCCUAUUUUUUCUGGAAUCUUUUAAAUCAGAUUGACAUAUUUGGUAUUACAUGAAGAACAGACUUAAUAGAGUUUUGUACUUUAACAACCUGAUAGACACUGCCUUCGAUAAAGAUGUGAUGACAUUUCAGCAAAGAAUAUCAUGGUGAUGAAAGUAGGUUUUGCUUAAUUGCUCAUGAGUUAAUUAAAGAAAACAAUUGUGUCAUACAUGUUAAGAGGCUUAUGUAGCCAGGUAUGGCAUUUUAAGAUCACUUAAGCUGUAAAUGCUUUUCAAGUUUUCAUGAUUCCAUAUCUGUAAAGAUUCAUAAUGCUUUUGAUCACUGAGCUCUUUUUUACACAUAGAGAGAAAGAUUUUCACCAGGGAGGAAAUAAUGAUAAAGAUUUGUUUUUGCAGUUAUGUGUGAAUGGAACAAUGUCAUCAGAAGGGUCAACUACUUUUGCAACAGCAAUAUGGUGAAUGUAUAGGCUUGGUAUUUUGUUACCUGGUUCAAGUUAAGUUCACAUUUAGUUCAUUCAGAUCAAAAUCAUAUAUACUUCA